Messenger RNA from Calidris pugnax (ruff), 2197 nucleotides. RefSeq names its product HIV Tat-specific factor 1-like. Bases 98 to 676 code for a protein of 192 amino acids. Gene Ontology annotation, cellular component: U2-type spliceosomal complex; U2 snRNP. The transcript is spliced from 5 exons. Lineage: Eukaryota; Metazoa; Chordata; Aves; Charadriiformes; Scolopacidae. Gene Ontology annotation, molecular function: RNA binding. The record is from RefSeq and is a predicted model, not a curated record.
AGAAACUGAAGAGAGCCGCAACAAUAUCUUCUUACUGUUGCUUCAUUUCAUUAGACAGCUGGAUUGGAGGCCUGAGAAGAAAGACGGCGCAACUCGAAUGCGACAUGAGCGCAUCGUUAUUAUCAGGAAUAUGUUUCACCCAAAGGACUUUGAGGAGGAUCCCUUAGUGCUAAAUGAGAUCAGAGAAGAUCUGCGGACGGAGUGUGAAAAGUUUGGUCAAGUAAAGAAGGUUCUCAUAUUUGAUCGACAUCCUGAUGGUGUGGCUUCUGUGUCAUUUAAAGAAGCAACAGAAGCUGAUCUUUGCAAACUAACUCUAAAUGGGAGGUGGUUUGGUGGCCGCCAGCUCAGUGCUGAAACGUGGGAUGGAGUCACCGAUUAUCAGGUGGAGGAGACUGCAAGAGAAAGGGAAGAAAGGCUCAAGGUGUGGGGAUCGUUUCUAGAGGAUCCUGAUGCAAAGGAGCAGCAACCGACAUCGGAUUCGGAUGCCGCAACAAGUAGCGUUAAACUGCCUGAAGGCAGACAACCUGCCAACGUUAAUGACACCUCUAAGGAUGUAAAUGAUGAAGCCCAUAAGAGGGAGAAUAAUGAUCUUCUCUUGAGGCUUAGAUCUUCUGUUGAGGCUGGAAUGAUGUCAAGGAGACUAGAAAUGCAUGAGCACACACGUUCUGGGCCAUAGUGAAUUAAAUUCUCGUGGUCUGUAUGCGCUAGGUAUGCAAAAUAGGCUUUUGAUUGAUGUGUUUGCUUUGUUUAGUUAUAGCUUUAAUAUUAGCGUAAACAUUUUUAUUUAACUUUGUUAGAUGAUGAGGUGAGUUCUCUUCAACAUUUUAGUUUAGCCUUACGUGCUCUUUGAAGUGGAGGAUCUCCCAUAUUUCAUAAAAUUUCAAGGCUUUUGGCAACUUGAACUACAAUUUGUUGUGCAAAAGUUAGAAUACUUGAAAAUACGCUUUCAAAUAAUACUCUUUUCUAUGGAAAAAAGCAAAUGCUAACCCUCUUAGAAAUAUUUCCAAAAGCAAGGAUUGAGAAGACAUUCUAACUUUAGAUAUCUUAAUAAGUGGCAGGCUUUCAAAAAUAACUUUAGGGGAGCUGUUUUGGGCAUUUUCAUUCCUCAUUUCGAAUCGCAUUAUUUUGAUACCUAAGGAUUGAAGAAUACAGACUUAGGCACUAAGCAAUUAAAAUAUCAGUGCUAAAUUCAUAGCACGCUGCUUACGUGGGUUGUUACUAGUGCACAUUUGUAAGAAGGAUCUUUUGAAUUUUUUAAAUUCAUAGUGGAUUGCAAGAAACCAUAAAUGCUGAUUCUUGUUAUUUCCAUCCUGAAGCAUUCGGAAAGCUCUGAAUCGGUGUUUUCAAACUUUGUGCUCAGAGAUUAUCAUCUGUGGCUUUUUUCCAGAAGUCUAUACAGUACUCUAAACUUGUUGAAGGCUUUUUUUAAUAUAUAAUCAAUAUGUAUGGGUAGCUAACACCAGUCAGAGCUUCUGAGUUAACACUUGCCCCCUUAGUUACAAAUUAUGGCUUUUGGUGACAAAAUAUGUGGUCUUAAAACAGCGGUGAUAUUUGAAUUCUGGGUUUAAAAGUCUGGGGGGCUCAUUGUAAGCUGGCACGACAAAUUCCCAAUUUUGAGGUGCAUUACAACAAGAGCCGUAUUGCCAGCUAAGAAAGACCAUUUUUCUCAUCUUUGCAAGCAUGCAAAUUGUCUGUUUCAGCAAAAAAAGGCGUUGAGGGAAUCUGAAAUUCUGCCGGGUGCAUCGCUGCACGUAGUGGAAUAUUCAGAUUGUAUCUUGAGGUUGUGUUGGUUCUGCCUUCGUUAUUUUUAUUGGUAAUAAGCACCACAGACCUUUGAGGGGUGAAGGUUUGGGCGUAUGAAGAGUGUCGUGUAGUGGGGUGGGUGUUGCUUUCAGUGCUCCUUUUCUUCCAGCUUCUAAACUCCAGGCUUUAGAUCUUGCUAGACUGUUGUGUUUUGUUAGCUUUUUCUUUUUAUUGUUUUUUUUGUUUUAAGAGAGCCUAGUCCUGUAACACUCUACGCAGUUAAAUCACCUGUUUUACAGUGGAAUUGCAAGGAUAUAGGGAAACUGUGGACAAAUGUAUAAAUAUUGUACAGUUCUAUGAAGCCUUAUCAUGGUAUCAGAUAUAAGAAAAUAAGGUUAGUGUUAGUGUUUGAAAAACGACUUUGAAAAAUAAAGACUCAUUCUAUGUGCAGUAA